AUGGCCGGAAUGCAUCAGGCUUCAGCAGGGAUUGUCAACAGAAGCCUUCGGCUCGCUUCGCCAGGAUUCCAUGAGGAGGUGGAGACCUUUUUCUUGGACUCCUCUCUGCCGGCCGAGUGCGAGGAUGCUGGAGAGAUGGAGCAUGCGGAGGAGGAAGCUGACAGCGAGGGAACUCGAGCAGACUCCACGAGCCACCAAGGUGAUUCAGAGACCAUCAGCAGCGACAAUGAGGUCGAGGACUUCUUGAGUUCGGCCUCCGAGUCGGAAGAUAGUGUGGUGGAUGAGGAUCUCUUGGAGACAGCCCCGGCAGUUGGUACUCGAGUGGAGGUCUAUUUUACGGAUGGCAGCUGGGUUCCUGCGGUAGUUACCCGUGCACGAGGCAUGCAGGCACAUGUAACUUGGGACACCAACGAGAAUAUGGAAGUACUGCGGGACCAGUGUCUUCUCGACUUCAGAGAAGAUGUCGUGCGGCUGGCUGUGGGAGGAGAACUGCCGAGUGAUUGUGGUGGGGACGACGACGAAGCUCAGCAUGUCGAAUGA
This is a messenger RNA of Symbiodinium natans, 540 nucleotides long. The record is from the annotation of a GenBank genome assembly. NCBI's taxonomy places the organism in Eukaryota, Dinophyceae, Suessiales, Symbiodiniaceae.